Molecule: messenger RNA, 512 nt
Organism: Triticum aestivum (bread wheat)
Lineage: Eukaryota; Viridiplantae; Streptophyta; Magnoliopsida; Poales; Poaceae
Product: zinc finger protein 4-like
Exons: 1
Coding region: 36-401 (121 amino acids)
Molecular function (GO): DNA-binding transcription factor activity
Source: RefSeq, a predicted model, not a curated record
GCCUAGCUUCCCCUAGCUUCUUCUUCGGCAGAUUGAUGGAGACUCAGGCUCCCCCUGCUUCUCUAGACCUGUCUCUGGCACUGGCCACCAUGCCACAACCGUUACCACCACCAGCAGCAGCAGCCCCCCCUCUCUCUCUUCAGGCUGCCGGAGAUGCCGUUUCUAGCGCUGUCGCUGGCGCCGGUUGGAAGGUCUUCUCCUGCCUCUUCUACGAGAAGAAGUUCCUCAAGUCGCAGGCACUGGGCGGCCACCAGAACGCGCACAGGAAGGACAGGGGCGCCGCCGGCUGGAACGCCAGCCUCUACCUCCCAGCUGCUGACCGCCCCUGGCCGCCGACCACCGCAACGUCUCAUCCUGAGAUCGGCGACGAGAACCAGCUUGAUCUCAGCCUUAAGCUUUAGCUAGCGCGUACGUACGUUUUCUCCUCUUUAACUAGCUAGUGCGUGUGUGCAUGUGUUUAUAUGCGCUAGACAUCUCUGGUAUGUACUGUACGUACGUAUAUAUAUAUGAGA